This is a messenger RNA of Vicia villosa (hairy vetch), 2445 nucleotides long. Its product is annotated as pentatricopeptide repeat-containing protein At5g66520-like. Gene Ontology annotation, molecular function: zinc ion binding; RNA binding; protein binding. The transcript has a single exon. Gene Ontology annotation, biological process: RNA modification. NCBI's taxonomy places the organism in Eukaryota, Viridiplantae, Streptophyta, Magnoliopsida, Fabales, Fabaceae. The record is from RefSeq and is a predicted model, not a curated record. Bases 77 to 1951 code for a protein of 624 amino acids.
AUUUGAGCAUUGGCUAAGGUUGUGGAAAAACCAGAGGUAACAAACCGAAGAGAAACAAGAAAGGUGCAAUUUAAGAAUGAGUAACAGUUUUUAUUGUCAGGUGCAACCACCUUCCUAUGUGACGGCGGCGCCGAUUCUCCGUGCGGUGGAGACUUGUUCCACCAUGGCGGAACUCAAACAACACCACUCUCUCAUCCUCCGCCUUGGUCUCUCCACCGACAACCACGCCAUGUCUCGCAUUAUCAACUUCUGCUCCAAACACCACCAAUUCCACUACGCUCUCAAAGUCUUCAACACAGUUCCAAAUCCAGAUACCUUUCUCUACAACACCCUUUUCAAAUCCCAUUUCAAUUCUCUUUCCCAAUCGCAAACACAAACACAAACACCCUUCAAUGUGUUUCUCUUCUAUUCCCACAUGCUCCAUCAAUCACUCACCCCUAACUCCUUCACAUUCCCCACUCUCAUAAGGUCUUGUUCCUUUUACAAGCAAGUCAAACAGCUUCAUGCCCAUGUUAUUAAAUUCAGAUUUGGUUCUGAUGUGUUUGCUCUUAACAACUUGAUUCAUGUUUACUUUAGUUUUGGUUCUUUGGUGGAUGCUAGGAAGGUGUUUGAUAAAAUGCCUGAACGGAAUAUCGUGUCUUGGACUACUGUCAUUUCUGGGUACUCUAACUGUGGGCAGGUGGACGAGGCUUUUCGUGUUUUUGAACUUAUGUCUGAUAAGAAAUCAGCUUCUUGGAAUGCUAUGAUUGCGUGUUUUGUACAGAAAAAUCGUUUUAAGGAGGCGUUUGAUUUGUUUAACAGGAUGAGAGUGGAGAAGGUUGAGGUGGAUAAGUUUGUGGCUGCUAGUAUGGUUUCGGCGUGUACGGGGUUAGGAGCUUUGGAGCAGGGGAAGUGGAUACAUGGAUAUAUUGAGAGGAGUGGGAUUGAGAUGGAUUCCAAGCUUGCUACGACCAUAAUUGAUAUGUAUUGUAAGUGUGGUUGUUUGGAGAAGGCGUUUCGAGUGUUUAAUGGAUUGCCUAGAAAAGGAGUUUCGUCUUGGAAUUGUAUGAUCGGAGGGCUUGCGUUGCACGGGAAAGGAGAGGAUGCAAUCAGGCUUUUUGGGGAGAUGGAAAGAGAAAUGGUUGUUCCUGAUGCCAUUACUUUUGUUAAUGUUCUAACUGCGUGUGCUCAUUCUGGAUUGGUUGAGGAAGGGCGUUAUUACUUUCGUUACAUGACAGAGGUUCAUGGUGUUGAGCCGGCUAAGGAGCAUUAUGGUUGCAUGGUUGAUUUGCUUGCUAGGGCUGGAAGGCUAGAUGAAGCAAAAGAGGUAUUGGAUGAGAUGCCGAUGAGUCCCGAUGCUAGUGUAUUGGGUGCACUUCUCGGAGCUUGUAAAAUCCAUGGGAAGUUUGAGUUAGGAGAGUCGGUAGGGAAGAGAGUGGUUGAACUAGAGCCCGGUAACAGUGGACGUUAUGUAAUGCUGGCUAAUAUAUAUGCUAGUAGUGGUAAAUGGAAACACGUCGCUGGUGUGAGGAAAUUGAUGGAUGAUAGGGGAGUAAAGAAGGAACCGGGGUUUUCCAUGAUUGAAAUGGAGGGCAUUGUCAAUGAAUUUGUUGCUGGGGGACGGGAUCACCCUCUAGCUAAAGAAAUAUAUGCCAAAGUUAAUGAGAUGUUGGAAUCAAUCAAGUUGGUUGGUUAUGUUCCUGACCCUGAUGGUGUUUUGCAUGAUCUACUUGAGGAGGAAACAGAAAAUCCAUUAUUCUACCAUAGUGAAAAACUUGCAAUUUGUUAUGGUUUAUUAAAGACUAAACGAGGAGAAACCCUUCGAAUCACCAAGAAUCUAAGGGUUUGUAAAGAUUGUCACCAAGCAUGUAAACUGAUUUCGAAGGUUUAUGACCGGAAUAUAAUAGUAAGAGAUAGGAACCGUUUCCACCAUUUUAGUAAUGGAGAAUGUUCUUGUAAAGACUACUGGUGAUUGAUAUUGCAAUUAGUUACCAGAUUCUUUUUGUAUAAAUCCUUUGGCAAAACGGUGCCCUCACCCUUCAGAAAAUAGAACUCAAACAGGGAGAGUAAAAUAAUGUUAUGGAAAAUGAAAAAGAAAUACAAUAGAAAGAAAAAGGAGGCCAAAGGGUGUGUGUGAAAGAAAGUGGAGUAUGAGAAUAUAAUAAGAACUAUUAUACCAAAAGCAACCUGCUUAUAACAUUAACAUAUGUCUGUGUAUCUAAUCUUUAGUGUCCAUAUUUAUGUAAUGUAUCUAAGCUUUAGUGUCCAUAUGUAUGUAUAUACUUAUGUAGAAGGGUAUAUAAUAAGCUUAAAAUGUAUGUACAGAAACAUGUACACAUUAUAGUGUAAUGGUCGUUGGACGCCUUUUGUUAGCCUAAAAUUACUUGAUCGUUUCUGUGCUCCAUAAUCUACUAUCUAGCUAUUAAUAGAAGAUGCCACAAUUCUACCCAAAAUACCCUUCACUCU